UAAGCUAGCCUUCGAAUUUCCUUCCUUCACCAAGCCCCAUCUCACUCCAUAAAACAAUGGCCCGUUCUCAAAUUUCCUUCCUUCUCCUCUCCCUCCUCCUUGCUGCGGCCGCUCUGCCCUCCCAAGCUUUCAUUAUCGACAACACACUGAAGAAGGUGCGUGUUGCCGGUAAGCUCUACUGCACCAUCGACGGGAACCCUGUGGCUGGUAUUUUCAACCCUCCGCUGGUCGGAGCGAAUGUGACGGUAGCAUGUGAGGAUGAGCGGGUCACUCUCGGACAGGUAGUGACGGAUCCGGCAGGGACAGUGGAUAUGCUUUACGAUACGGUGGGUGACAUCGCCUUCGACAGCUCCACAUGCAGAGUGCGCGUCAGCGUGGCCAAUGUGGUGGGAUGCAGGAUCCUGCUUCCGAGUACGACCCUUGGGGCCCCAAUCCAAGUUGUGCGCUUCAUCCAGGACCCCGUAACCUCCUUGGUGACGUCAGUUCUCUUCGGCUUCUCGAAGUUCAUUGUCCUUGCGUCCUAAAACUGCAACCAUAUAUACCACCAAUAAAGAUCAUCACAUGAUCAACCAUAGAUACAAUAUAAUAAAUCUCGAUUUAUAUUUUGUGAUCAAUGUGUACUCAUCGAGUCAGUAUGUCUUUGCUACGCUGCAUCCUUCUUAAUGACAUAUAUAUAAACGUAAUGUUGUGUCCUAAACGCAUAUAUCCGU
Molecule: messenger RNA, 710 nt
Organism: Punica granatum (pomegranate)
Lineage: Eukaryota; Viridiplantae; Streptophyta; Magnoliopsida; Myrtales; Lythraceae
Source: RefSeq, a predicted model, not a curated record